Molecule: messenger RNA, 2046 nt
Organism: Chelonus insularis
Lineage: Eukaryota; Metazoa; Arthropoda; Insecta; Hymenoptera; Braconidae
Exons: 3
Coding region: 473-1429 (318 amino acids)
Source: RefSeq, a predicted model, not a curated record
UUUAUUGCUCCAUUAACGUGUAUUUACAACGCAUUAUGUGGUUUAGAUCAGAAUAAGGAAUGUUUUAUAGACAUAUUUUUGUAUUCCUAGAUAAUUGUUGAUAGAGAAGUCUAUAAUAUGAUUAUUCCUUCGACGUAAAAUCACUUAAAUUCCGCAGUUAAGUACAGAAACUAAAUAGUUUAACUAACAACGAUCAACUAUCAAAGUUCUGUAAAUAAUGAGAGUUAAUUAUUUGAGUAAUAACAAUAGUUCAGAGUUGACUUCAACAGUAAUGGAUUCUGAUGAGUUUGAACUUAAAUUUAUAUGUUAAGAACGGAGUUGUCAUAAAUAAUUAUACAAUUAUAAAAUAGUUUCCACAACUUUGAAAAAUAGUCAAAAUGAAUUCAACAUCAAAUUAAACUGGUUCUACAACAUUUUAUUACAUUAAUUUUUACUGAUUAAAGUACUUAGUUCAAUAUAAACAAUAGCAACAAUGGGUUCUUCUCGACCUCCUGACAGAUCUUUAUCAAGUGGCAUAUCUUUUCCACAAUGGAUGAAAGGAAAAGUAGAUACUAGAUUUGACUUCGACCAAGGUGCUUUUAGUCCACCGUCUCAUGAUGAUAGUUUCUUUUAUAUUCCUUACACGAAAUUUGGCAAGCAAACUCCAAACCCUCAACGAGAAGGCUUUCAACCAAUCACUUCAGUUUUAAAUGAUCAAAAAUCAAAUGAACCUCAUCACAACUUGGUUGAAUCUAUAACUCCGGUAUCAAUUGCUGAUUCAAGUUUUUCUGCUAUUGAUAAACAGAUUAAUGUUGAUUUGAGCAAACAUCCACCAUCAUGUCAAUCUUUUGUUCCUCUUGUUAACGGAAAAGAUAAUGAAUUGAAAUCAUCGAAAUUUAUAACUGGUAAUAAAACUGUUGUAAAAUCGCAAGGUGUAGACAAUGAAUUACACAGUGAAGCAGGACUUUGUGGUAAAUCAAUUGUAAAUGUUGCUACUCGUAUAAUGUCACAUGCCAUGGGUAAAAAAGUUGAUUCAAAAGCUGAAACCAAGUCAGAAAAUUCAAAUGAAUUCAGUAAAGGUAGUAAAUCAUUACCAGUAAGUCCAAUAAGUACACCAAUUUCUACACCUGACAGCUCCCCUAAAUCUCGAAGGAGAUUACCACAAAAUAGAUUUUUUACGGGUGCAUUCAUACCUGAGCGUGACAAACAACAUGGAUGGAUUUUAUCAAGUAUAUUAAGUCGAUCACGAGAAAUUAUUGGAGAUAAAAUAAAUGAAGAAGAAGAAGAAGUAAUUCAAAUUGCGCCUGUUAAACCCCUCAGUAGAAAAAAAUCUAUCUCAACUCAAGAUCUUACCUAUAUUGGUGUUGAAAAAACUCCGGAAAAAAUAAAAUUUCAAGCCGAACCAUCUGAAUUACGGGAAAUGAAUUUUUGGUCUCCCACGUCAAUGUAGUACGUUCAAUGCGUGAUUAAUAUCAAUAUAAUUAUUACCUUUUACAAUAUUCUCUUUCAAACUUCUUUUUAUUGCGCUCAAAAGUCAAUUAACUAUGGUCCACAAUUUAAAUACAUAUAAUUCGGAAAUUAAAACAAUUAAGCACAGUACAUUAUUAUAUAACUUAAUCAACAGUGACGUAUGUGUUCAAAUAUGGAAACAAUUACUGUGUGUAUUCAUUGUAUAAUAGUUUUAAUCACAAAGAAUGAUUACAUAACUAUCUAGUAACUGAUCAGAAUGAAAUAAAAAUGUCGCGUCAAUAUUAUGUUUAUAAAAAUGGUUUAAAAAAUUUAAUUUUCAACAGAAAAAUUCUAGAAAAUUAAAGUGAACAAAUUAAAAUUUAAAUAACAAUUUUUAAAUGAUUAUUAUUUUAAAUAUAACAAGUAACAAACGUGAAAUAUGGACUACAUCAUGUAAUUUGUAAAAAUAUUUUUUUUUUUUUGUUUUUAUGUAUUACUGAUUUUAUUUAUUGAAAAUAAAUUUCUCACCUGUUUAAUUUUACUGUAUUACAAUGUCAUGCAAUAAAAUACAAUUAAUAUUUGGAAAGAAUUUCGGUCUAAUUAAAUACACAGAUUUUA